AUGUUUGUUGCACUAGGAUGUCCAGAGCAAUCUCUUGUUGGAAAGGAGAUAAAUCUGAAUCUAUCAGACAGCAGUUACACAGCCUCAUCAUAUUAUAAAAAACCAGGCAUCUCAGAAGAUGUUCGAUACAAACCUCAUAAUGCCAUACUAUAUGGCAGAUAUGGAUGGGCAUCAAGUGAUAAUGAUAAUCCUGAUGAUUACCUGCAGAUUGAUCUCGGUACUCCACGUGUUGUUACUGCUGUAGCAACACAAGGAAGUGGUCGCACUGCGAAUAGAGAAUGUGUGACAAAAUACAAGCUGUAUUUAGCAACAAAUAACAUAACACUAUGGCAUACUUAUAAAGAUGAAUUUGGAAAUSUAAAGUUCUUCAAAGGAAACACCGACUCUAACAGUGUAGUACGUCAUGAUCUUACAAACCCUCAACUGGCAAGGUACAUUCGAUUCGUACCAGUGGAAUAUCAUAAUCACAAGACAAUGAGAGUCAACGUUUACGUUACUAACCAAGAACCUCCUCGCAUGAAAUUCGUUCCUAACAAACGUUCAAUAAUAUUAACGUGGACCUACGAAAAAUGCAGUCCUACUGACSAUAUCACUGGAUACCUAGUGAAAGUGGGAAACACAACCCAUAAAGUUAUUGGUGAUUACCAGAGUUAUACUGUGACUAGCUUAAAGCCAUACACUGAAUACAAUGUCUCAAUAAAGGCCAUCAAGCAAGUAGGAUAUGGAGUAUGGAGCAACGUCACGACAAUCAGAACUGCUAUUGCAGAACCCGAAUCGAURCCUUCUCUAAAUGCUACAACAACGUCAUCAGAAACAAGUUUGCUAAAAUGGAACCUUCAAAYGUCGGAGUUUAUUCACGGGCCGCUCAAGGGAUACAGGAUAACCUAUACACCACAAGGAGGAAAGUCUAAUAUAAUAAUYGACGUGGGUGAUGUUGGGAACUAUACUCURAUGUACCUACUCAWGUAUACAACUUACGUCAUCACUAUAGCAGUCAAUAACACAAAGUACAUUGGUUCACCAAGUACAGAGCGAAGAGUGAGAACGUUAGAGGAUGCUCCUUCUGCUCCAGUAAAUAUCACUGGUACUUUGAUACCUGCACAAGGCUCAUUUGGACCACGUGUUGUUAUCACGUGGGAUAGGCCACGAGAACCUAAUGGCAUCAUCAGGAAGUACACCAUUGUAUACUACUACAACCAGGCUACAUCCAAUAACAAGACAGUCAUAAUCAAUGGGACGAGUGAUCUUCAAUACACCAUGAAUAUUACCGGAAACGGAACGUUCUCAUACAAGAUUAGUGCGACCACAAUCAAAGAAGGCCCUUACAAAAGUGGUGAUAAUAUAACUAUACUUUCACUUGUUAAAUCAAGACGUAAUGCAGAUGAAAAUUCUACCUCUCCUUUCAACCGCUCGAUGAUAGCCGGAUUCGUCGCAGGGUUUAUUGUCCUAGUGCUGAUUCUCAUUGUUGUGAUUACUUUAUAUAAACGUCGAAAUCGCAAUCGUAAAAAUAAACACGAAGUUAUAGUUAUGGACCCAGUACCUGUACCACUGGCUGUCAUUGACGAUACACCAGUCCCAGAGAAUAAUGAUUAUGAUGAUCUUCUGGAGGUGUCUGCAAAAAGUUCUUUUGACGCAGAAAACAACAUAGGAGAUCAUACAUAUGACGAAGCUGAAAGCUCCAUUCCUGAUUUGAUCAUGAUACCUGCCCAGAGUCCAAUAGAAUUUAUUCCGCCAGACAAAAGUAAGCUCACGGAAGAAUUUAAGGUAUGUCUUUGCCAACUUUAUGUAAACGUAACUCCUUCAUAUCUCCUCUCAUUUAUUAAUGUAUUAUAUAUUUUAAACGUUUGAAUGUAAUAGAAACCAUGUUUUUUCACGAAA
Messenger RNA from Actinia tenebrosa (Australian red waratah sea anemone), 1878 nucleotides. RefSeq lists its product as uncharacterized. Gene Ontology annotation, molecular function: protein binding; protein tyrosine phosphatase activity. Lineage: Eukaryota; Metazoa; Cnidaria; Anthozoa; Actiniaria; Actiniidae. Gene Ontology annotation, biological process: protein dephosphorylation. The record is from RefSeq and is a predicted model, not a curated record.